Microthlaspi erraticum is the source of this 1113-nucleotide messenger RNA. The record is from the annotation of a GenBank genome assembly. NCBI's taxonomy places the organism in Eukaryota, Viridiplantae, Streptophyta, Magnoliopsida, Brassicales, Brassicaceae.
AUGAAGUUGACAAGACAUGAACCGGGGCUGCCCCACGAUGUGGUAGAGCUAAUCCUGGAGAGGCUUCCUGUGAAGUCUCUGCAGAGUUUCAAGUCUGUAUCGAAGCAGUGGAGAUCCACAAUCAACUCCCAAAGCUUCAAAGAAAGACAAUCUCUCUGUCGUAGGCUAUCUCGAGGUCCGGAUGUUCUUUUCGUGCGUCUUGAUGAUCCUUGUCUUGUUGAUGGUGAUGAUUCUCAAAGAUGCACGUUUGGUUCAUCCUCAGCUUAUACGGUCACGCUCCCAAAGACAGCCGCCUCAAUCUGCAACUCUAUCUGUGACGGUCUUGUGUGCCUCUACGAUGUCUACGAACCGGGCAAACCCAAUCUCUUGGUGAAUCCCGCCACUGGAUGGCAUCAAAGUUUUCCUCUAUCCACCAUCCAACACUUUUUCGUCGACCUGUGGAAGAAAAACCAGUCUGCCCGAACCGCACCUCCUGAGCUAGGGUUCGGUAAGGACAAACUCACGGGCACGUACAAGGCGGUUUGGUUAUACAAUUCAGCCGAAUAUGGGCUUGGCAAUGUUACCACUUGCGAAGUUUUCAAUUUUAGCACUAGGGCUUGGAGGUAUGUUGUUCCUGCUUCUCCUUGUCGGAUUCUUACUUUGCAGUUUCCCGUGCAUUUCGAUGGGUCGCUCUAUUGGUUAACAACAGAGGGAGAGGUAUUAUCUUUCGAUCUCCACGCGGAAACUUUUCAAGUCAUCACUAAAGCUCCUUUUCGCCAUGCAGCUGACGGUUUCACCGCCACCAUGUGCGUUCUUGAUAACCGCUUGUGCGUAUCUCAGAAACACCGGACCACUCAAGUGAUAUGGUGGUUGGACGAUUCUUCUUCAGGCACAUGGAACCAACUGUGUUCCAUAGAUCUCACCAACGCUUUUUCUUGGUUUCGUGGGGAAACCAGAUUCGUGCUCCCUCCGGUUGCUAUUCUGGAUAAGAAGAAGUUAUUGCUUCGAGGUCCUGGUACGGAUGGUGCCGCCCUGAUAUAUGAUCUCGAUACCAAGUCUUGUGAUGUACUCUUCAUACCUCCCAAUCCCCUUGGUUCUGUUACUUAUUUUGAAAGUUUAUUCUCUGUUUUGUGA